Molecule: messenger RNA, 1298 nt
Organism: Syngnathoides biaculeatus (alligator pipefish)
Lineage: Eukaryota; Metazoa; Chordata; Actinopteri; Syngnathiformes; Syngnathidae
Gene: nanos3
Product: nanos homolog 3
Exons: 1
Coding region: 70-786 (238 amino acids)
Biological process (GO): oogenesis; negative regulation of translation
Cellular component (GO): perinuclear region of cytoplasm
Molecular function (GO): zinc ion binding; mRNA binding
Source: RefSeq, a predicted model, not a curated record
AAAACGGGGAGAGAAAGUUGGCUGUGCGGCCUUCUGAGGGAGUCACCAUCCAUUUGGAUUACGACUUAUAUGGGCUCAAAGCUAAUCAGAAUGGGCUGCAUGGGUUGGGGGCUUUGUGAUUACUCUUCACGCCUCAUGGAAUCUAAUAGCAGAAGUUUUCAGCCCUGGAAAGACUACAUGGGACUGUCGGGGGUCGUCCAAGGAAUCAUAGCUCGAAAUAACUCCGAGCAUUUUACCCCAGCGGCCUAUAAAAUUGACGAGGCUGCGGCCUGUGGUGGUCUGCGCCAGAACGCGCUCCCCGAAAGAAGCGAGCCCGAGACAGCUGAUGUUCCAGCUGUUGCUGUUGGAUCUUCAAGUCUUCGAUUCAACACGCGACAACCGGGUGGUGGCCAGCGGGACGACGCGCUUCUUUCUGCUAAUCGGCCAACCGAAGCGGGCAUGAAAGGUGCCCCGAGCGGCCCAGAGCGUAGCGAGACGACGGCGCGCCAGGAGAGCCCACGCAGCCCAUCUCCAGUGCGCAUGCGGUGCAUGUUUUGUAAAAACAACGGCGAGACCGAAUCUGUCUACAAGUCCCACCGGCUGAAAAACCAGGCUGGGGAGGUUCUCUGCCCUUAUCUGAGCCGGUACGUGUGCCCACUGUGCGGAGCCACGGGCACCAAAGCCCACACCAAGCGCUUUUGCCCCAAUGUGGACAAAGAGUACAUUUCAAUAUACACUAACCCCAAACGUCGCCGCGCCACUUGGUGCGGGUUCUCCCAGAAGCAAGACGCAAAGCUGCUUAACUGACUUUCAUCUGGUUCAACAAGUGUGCCGUGUGUGUUCUUUUUGUUUGCGCGCCUUGACCAAAAUUAAUCUUAACUUUGCAUGUUUGCUGUGUACUUCUUCUACUAGUUUUCAGGUGUUAUUUGCUAAAAUAUUGUUUUAGACAACGGCAGACAUUUUAAUAUCUGACCGGCUAAAGUUUGUCUGUGGACGUUCUUCCCUCUGUAUAAAUCCCUCUUCAGCGUUUACGCACAACACCACACGAUUGUCAUUUUCUAUCACAUCACUUUUUAUGUUUUAGAUUUUAGAUAGUUUUGGAGUGUGUAUAAAAAAAAAAAGUUUUGAAUACUAUUUUAUUUGCAUGUGAACCUUGAAAAAAAUGUUAAAGCUCUGUUUGUAGAGGAAAUGUGUGUGUUUUUAUUCACCUAAAUUAGAACUAUUGCAAACAUAUACUUUAGGUUGUGGUCAUAAUUAAGUGAAAGGCUCAUGGAACUUUUUAGACAUCUGAUUCGUAUACAUCCUGUUAUAAAUCAACC